Messenger RNA from Cylas formicarius (sweet potato weevil), 1900 nucleotides. Its product is annotated as TOG array regulator of axonemal microtubules protein 2-like. Gene Ontology annotation, cellular component: microtubule organizing center; cytoplasmic microtubule; spindle microtubule. The record is from RefSeq and is a predicted model, not a curated record. The coding region runs from base 109 to 1881 and encodes 590 amino acids. Gene Ontology annotation, molecular function: microtubule binding. NCBI's taxonomy places the organism in Eukaryota, Metazoa, Arthropoda, Insecta, Coleoptera, Brentidae. The transcript is spliced from 7 exons. Gene Ontology annotation, biological process: mitotic spindle assembly.
UCUUUUUUUCGACGGUGAUCAUUUCUGGAUACUUUCGAAAAUUCGAUUUCAUCGAUUUUCGAGAGUAACAAGGUUUUAGUGCAUUGUUCAGAGACCUAUCCAACAAGGAUGUACAGUUCUUCAGUGGGACACACAGUAUGUGCUAAAAGUAACUGUUAUCAUUUCUUUGCAAAACAGAUAUUGGUGAUGCAAAGAACUAAAUCCAAUGUAAGCCGAUCCAACGCACUUCAGCGCAGCCUUUCCUACAAGAUCCACCCAAGUGCUAGAAGCAAUGUUUUUGAAUCCUCUUCACUCGCAUGCCCGAACCCGAGCAAGGUCAGUCCGAGGUGUUUCUCGUUUAGAUCAGAUGCGUUUCAAAACACUAGCACUCAAACCCGUAAAAUGGCCGUUUCGCGAAAAGCGAAGAACAGUCCUAGAAUGUCGCCGGAUAGUUUAAGUCCCAAAACCGAGUAUGAUCCCGAACUUGGCCGUCAACGAGAACCACAUUUUAGUUCGAUAGGAAAUUCAGAGAGCGGGUUAUUUUGCACGUCAAAAAAUCGGGUUUUAAACUACCUCUAUUCGCGCAAACCACAGCUUGCCGAUCGAGGUAAAACGCUAGCGGAAGGUUCCCUGACCAACACGUUCUUGAAGAAGAAUAGGACGAAGAUCGAAGACAACGCAUGCACUAUAACAGCCACCAAGUCCCGUUUUCUCCAGCAAACCUCCCCCCUUAGGAAACUAACACCCGGAUCGUUAAAGAGUCAAUCUUUUGUAGAGCCUCGCCUCGCACUAAAUAACAAAUUGAAAUUGCUCCCCGUUAAGCAAAAAACUCCGUCCGAAUAUACAGCCAAACCGGUGAAAUAUUUCUUGAACUUUCAAGGCGACGCGAUAAGCUCACCAAAAAACAAAAGCUUUAUGUCCCCCACAAUUUCAAGCGAGCAAAAAAACAAACUGAAAGAAAUCAGAGAUGUGGAGAGGCUAAUCUCGCCUACAAGAAGAGGAAGAUCGGCCAGUCCGAAAGCCAACGUGAACAUGAGAAAAAAUAUGAAAAAAGUGCCGUACAUCGACAAAAGUUCCUCGUCAAUUUUUCAAAGUGGAUGUCGACCUAUUCAAUCUGAUAGCGAGAGAUUUAUUUUGAAUUUGGGAACAUCGACCAGUAACACGUCCAUCGCAACUGCGUUAGAAAACAGCUGUACAAUAAGCGGAAUUGAACAAGAUCUCAGUCAGGCUAUCGCAAAACUGAAGGAGAACGACUGGAACAUAGCCCUGCGAGGCUUGGCGGAAAUUGUAGAAAUAUGCCGGGUAACCGACUCCGAUUUUGUAUAUCCUCACAUGACCAGCAUUAAUCAACGUAUCAUCGACCUACUGAAAAGUCCUCGUUCUCACGUCUGCAGAACCACUUGCCAGGCUACUGGUCAUUUGUUCGAAUACGUUAAGGAUACCAGAAGACCAGAGUUUGACGAAAUCGUGGAUACGCUAUUGUGUCGCACUGCCGAUUCCAAUAAAUUUAUCAGACGAGACGCUAAUCUAGCUUUGGACUGUAUGGUAACGCAUAUUUCUACGCUGCACGCAGUACGAGCAAUUUGUGCUAAGGGCCCAGAACACAAAAAUUUCUUAGUCAGGUCAGCGGCGGCGCGCCUAAUCGUAUGCGCAGCAGUUAUAGCAGGACCCCACGCUAUUCUGAACCCCAACUAUAGCGACUACACUCGAAGAAGGAUCAUCCUGAACAUGGUUAAGUUCCUGAAUGACAAAACUUAUGAAACAAGAAAAUUCGGGCAACGAUUGUACCGUCUGCUGUCGAUAGACAAAAUGUUUGACUUUUACCUGAAGAGGUACUUAGAAAGGGACGCCGUGCAAAAAAUAAAAUUAUGUGUUAAAAUGGAUAACGUAAAAAAAUUAUGACUAGUUUUAAUGUACCGUA